UUGGCGUCCUUGCCGCUACUGCCAUAUUCUUAACAUUGCGCGUUCAUUUUGCAACACUUCCCUUCUGUUGUCAUCCAAGUGCAAGUGGACAUUGAAGGCAGACCGAUUACAACACUUCUUGCAAGGAAGGAAUCUUCAAAGUUGGAGACCUAAAACUCUCGCUCUUGUGGUAAACCAGAAACGAAACCAAGCACCAUGAAGGUUCUGCUGCUUUCAAUGUUGACGCUCUCCGUCUGUGUGGCUGGAUCGUACGCUGUUCGAUGCUACGCCUGCACUGGUGCCAUCUCACCCGCCCUCAACACUUGGUGUAACGACCCGUUUGACGAGGAGAACGCGGCAGCUCAAGCAUCCAUUCAAACCUGUAAUGGAGAAUGCGUGAAAAGCUACUCUAAAAUCGGCGACCUGGAAGGCUAUGUCCGCGAGUGUUCCAACGUGACCAUAACCAAUUGCCUGAACGAGUGCAACUCCGCUUUGGGGAUCACCGCUUGCCAGCACUGUUGCACCGGCGACCUCUGCAACAGCGCAUCCUCGGUGACCUUUAACCUGCUGGCCGCAGUCGCCAUGUUGGUGUCUGCCUGGGUCUUCACCUCGUAGAGGCAUUUCUCGUACCGAUGGUGUGUACCGACUGCCCAGUAUGUAAGAGACUUUUGAACCAUCAUGAAUCGGUUGGACACAGCGUGCUUCCAAUUUAGUCGAAUCCAGUGUGCUAUGAGUAGCACUCUUCAUCCCUUGCCAGGCGUUUGGCCUAUGUUUUUGGAAAACGGUUUUCAUUUUAUUCAUCCCUUGCCAGGCGUUUGGCCUAUGUUUUUGGAAAACGGUUUUCAUUUUUGAUUGUUUACAUCGAGCAAUAAAUCAUGCAGAAAAUCACCUGUGUGUGCGCGUGAGUGCAGACCAAAACAUAUGCCGAUGCCCCCAGCACCGUGAUUGGCUCGACAACUGUCGACUACAGUCGAGCAUCUGCAUAAUCUAGGAUUUUAUUGCACAGUGAAGGCUGCACACACAGCUCCAAUACAGUGAUUGGUUGGUUUUAGUCACAUGCUUUUAUAGGCAACUGUACAAAGAAGCUACCAAUGACGGCACCGAACUCUCAGAUAUGUAAUUUUGUUUCAAUCAUUCAAAACAACUCAUUGUUUUUUCUUAAUGACAAGACACCUGCACGGGAUAAGCUCCGAUGUUUUACCACGGGACAGGUGACUAGGUGUUUAACCCAAGUGAAAAUUAAUCACCAGCGCUUCUGCUUCUGCUGGCUACUGUACAAUCGCCAAAAUUCUGGCUGUCCCGUACAUUGUUGACCUUUGUUGGUCCUGUUCUGCCAUGCAUGGAACGCUUUUAAUGUACAUGUACACACGAAGGCUUUGUGUGGUACGUCAGGAAUUGGUUAAUAUUUGGUGGAAUCGAUUGUGUUUAAACCGUCAAUGGUUCCUGUGUUUCUUUUUUACAAUUUUGGUAGUCGGCGACCCAUUGGAGUUUGAAAUCUUGUACUUUCUCUAAAUGUAGUUUGUUGGGAAACGCAAAGCGGUCUUUUCCUCGUGAAGUCAGGUUGUCUGUGUUCUUACUAUGUUUUGUACGAUUACUGAAUUGCUGAUGUAUAUAAUCUGACGUCGGUAAUGAUGAUGUAUUAAAAAUGUGUGGAGUUUUGUUAGUGA
Molecule: messenger RNA, 1646 nt
Organism: Acanthaster planci (crown-of-thorns starfish)
Lineage: Eukaryota; Metazoa; Echinodermata; Asteroidea; Valvatida; Acanthasteridae
Source: RefSeq, a predicted model, not a curated record